AUGACGUUGAACAGCUGGAACGCGGAACGGAACAGAACCCUGGCGUACAAAAAUAAUUUUGCUUUUCAUACCAUAAUAUCAUUCCUGUUGGUUCCUCAAUUUGUUUACAGACAAGGAACGAGGAAUGAGGCAGUCGGAAAAAUGUACGAGUUACUCUUUUUUGACACUUUCUCGCAUGAAGUGAGCGAUAAAGUUCAGCUGGACCUGGUCCAGUUCCCAAGGCCAGUGCAAGUGACAGAGGUGAGAGCUAUUCCUCUUGGUGCUCGAGUUCAGGCAGAUUUCCCUGGAGGAGUUCGUCUUGGUGCUACAAACCCAAGCCAAUUUGAAAUAGAGUUUUUUGUGAAUGACCUGAGCAAAAGAGGUGCAGGAACUUUUGAGAGUGUUGGAACACUACAGUAUAAUCAACAUGGAAACAUACAGAUGGACUUCGAGAAGAAGGUACCGACAGAUGGACUUCUGCUUCGAGGGAGCUACAAUACCAUUACACUGGCUGUCUAUGGUCAUUUGACAAAGGUGCAAAGGGAACCAACCCCACCCAAGUCAACCAAGCGAGGAGAAGUAGUGCCACACCCACCCCCAGAGAAGGUCAACACCCAUGACCGUAUUCGGGACUGGUUAGAGGAUACCCAGGAAUGUCGCAAGCAGCAGCCAUUUUCCCAUGAUCCUUCUGAGGAUGCCCAGCCUGAAUGGGAUUCGAAGCCACCAAGAUCACCUGUGGAGUAUGAGGAACCUAAGCAGUGGGAAGAAGAGCACGUAGAACACAACCGUGACUAUGACAGGGAAAGAGAGAGAGAACGAGAGAGGGACCAGAGAACCAGCAGAGGAGAAAACAGAGAGAGAGAAAGAGAGCGAGACAGAGAGCGGGACAGGAGGCGAUCAGCAGAGCGUUCCAGGAGCAGGGAGAGGUCAUGGGAGAGGAGUGAGAGGAGCAGCUCUAGGAGGGAAUCCAGAAGAGAGAGUGGACGGGAAGGUGACAGAGAGAGGGACAGAGAUCGUGAGAGGGAGAGGGAUAGAGAUUAUGAGAGGGAUCGAGACAGAGAGCGAGAUUAUGAGAGAGAAAGAGACCGUGAUCGAGAACGAGAGAAGGAAAGAGAAAGAGAACGAGACAGGGAUCGUGACAGAGAUAGAGACAGAGACAGAGAAAAAGAAAGGGAAAGAGAUCGAGAACGUGACCGUGCAAGGGAUAGGGAUAGAGAAAGGGAAAGGGAUCGUGACCGUGAUAGAGAACGUCGCCAUAGCAGGGAAAGUAGGGAUCGGUUUGAAGAAGAAAGGCUUUCUACACAGGAGCCUCUACCAUCAAGAGGCCGACGCAGCAUUGAAGAAUGGGAUGAAAGAAGAUCAGAGAGGUCUGAUAGAUCUGGCCGCCGUCCCCGCACACCCCUGGACUCUCUGCCUGCCCCUGGGUCACCUUAUCGAGGAGACAACUUCAGUGAGGAAGGCAGCCGAGGUGGGACUCCUCGGGAAUACAGAGAGAGGGAGGCAAGAGAACGAGAGCGAGGUGAAAAUAGAGAAUUUGAAGCGAGGGAACCACACACUGUCUUGCCUCCACUCCCAACACCAGGAGACAUGGAGGCUAUUAGUGAUGAUGAAGACCUACCAGAUCUGCCUCCAGAAACAGGGGAAGUGGAAGAGGAAUACCAAGGGGAAGACUGCAUGGAUGAGAUAGGAAUGGAUGACAAUCAACAGGAUGAAAAUGUAGAAGAUGUGGAAGGAUUUAUGUAUGAGGAAAUCAUGAGUGACGAGGAAGACAUACCUGAGUAUCCAUACACAGAGGAGUGGCUCAUGGAAGAGUGGGAGGACUGGCUGAAACCCUUUUCACAAGACCAAUUUCACCUUAUGGAGAUGAACCAUCUUGUUAGUCCCACCCUCACAGAGUACCAGGUGGAGCACCAGAAGUGGAAGUAUAGAUUUGAGAUGGAAGGGCCAGACUUGGAGGAGGAACCAACACAGGCUUCAAAACUGGAGAGCUUAUUAAUAGAGACAGCUAGUCCCACUUCCCUCAGAAGCAGAAGCCUGCAUGGAGAUUGUGCAGAACCAGAAUUAGAUAUUGUAUCAAAGUUGUGUAAUUGGGUCAACAUUGGACUAGACUUUGACAUUGCCCUGAGUCAACAACAGCCAGUUUAUAAGAUCCGUCAUGUGAAAGCUGGAGUACGCCUAACCCACUUGUUACUACAGUGUUCAUGUGAGGUGACAAAGCAACUCUUAGAAAACAAUAUAAUGGAUAAGCUAUAUGAUCUUUACCACAAGCCACACAUGGCUCUUUCUAUCAAGCUUCUCAUUCUUAAGACAAUAGAUGCAAUUACGAGAACAGAGCUAGGACUCCGUUACUUGUUAGGAGAACCUCUUGAAGCUGACGUAGAAGAGAAGAAGCCACAGAAAAAUGGAUAUGAACUCAUUCUUGAGUUGCUCUCCAACGUGCAACAAACACGUGCAAAGGUGGCCCUCUCAGCAAUAGUGAGAAAAGUUCAUCUACUGGAAGUGUGUCAGAAACUAUAUGAAGACACAAAAGCCCUUCUUCUUCAUUUGCCUCCACUGGAUGACGACAACAGAAUAAAGGAAGAGGGGCCUCCUGAAGAUGAUUCUAUGGAAUUGGAUGAUGCAGAAAACCGUGUUGUUCUUCCUUCUAAUUGGAGCAACAAUAUCCCAGAUUCUCUCAUUCAGGCAAUUAAGUCGUGCUUACAAGAGAUCAUACGUGUGUACAAAUACGCAGAUCAGCUUUUGGCUCAACCUCACAGGUGGCUUCCUGGCUCCAAGCAGUUCCAGUUGCCAAAGAAUCCUCAUGAUCCUUACCCUCAGUUAUACCUUGUGUUUGAUCAUGCAGACCUCCUUAACUCCCUAGCAGUGUUGCUUGGGGCUCUAGCAGCAGUCCAGAAUGGAACACUGAUUUCUGAGAUGAAAAACCUGGUUGAGUGCAUGCUUGCUUGUGGCCAUGGCCUUAACUACAUGGCUUCACAUCCUCGUGCUACAGCUACCAUCGCCAGGAGCCUUAUUCAGUUUGGGGAAGAUGGACGAGAAGAGGGUAAUGAUGACAACUUCCUACACCAGUUGGGGUUGAAAAUCAUACACAUAUUCCAUGCUUUGCAGCAGUUAGAUGCACUGGCCCAGUUAACAUCAUCCCACAACACUGAUUACUCUCAGUCAGUGACACACUUCAACAUGCUAACUUCCCUCCUCCUUUCAUCUGCUGGUCGGCAAGCCAUCAUCAGUGUCUUGAGUUUGGGAAGGAAUCUUGAAAUUUUGUUUCCUUACCUUAAGUUGGGAAUUGGUGAUGAUCAAGACAAUGCCCCAACAAGAAUAGCAUGUUAUGGUUAUACAGUAGAUCUCAUAGUGCUGACUGUCAAGUUUUCUGACAAUGUAGAAAUGCUAGAACGUUAUGGGGAAAAGUUACUUGAGUUGAUUGAAUAUGAAGAGACUCGUGAAGGACCCAAACUGGAAGAACAUGCUAAGCUUUGCGAGAUAAUUCCAUGGUUAUCAAUUACCAGAUCUGCAGAAAACUUUACUUAUGACAAUUUAACUAAUAUAUCAAAUAAUCUCAAAGACCACUUAGAUAAGAUAGACAAGUUUUCUGGUGAAUUAGUGACACAUUUACGUAUCUUAAAGCACCUGACAGUGCCCAAGUACCCAGUGUCGAGUUUGUCAGCAGAGGAUCAUAAUGGUGAGAUGAUUGAAGAACUGAAGUACAAAUAUGCAACUGUGCAACUUUUUUCAGCAGACUGCCACACUCACUUGACAAACCUUCUUACGAAGUUGUGUGCCAUGUAUUCCCAACCUUAUGUUCAUAGUGCUGAUUUUGCCAGCUCUGAAGGUGCAGUACUCUUGGCUGUGAUUGAACCUACAUUAAGCCUGUUAAAGAACAUACUGACAUACGUUAUUCAGGCUAGGAACACCAACUUCAAGGACCUCACAGCAAUUGUUCCCCUUGUGCAAACCUACCUCUUGCUUCAGUCAUUCCCACUUGGUUCACAACACAUCACCCGUGCCCAGGACCUCCAGCAGGAGGUGAUCAGUAUACUUCUAGUAUACACACAGCCUGUUUAUUCCAAGGCUGAAGGAGAAGAAGUCUUGGCCAAGAGUUUGUGGACAAAAAUGAUGUCAGAGAUUUUCAAGUUCCUUCUGACUGCUCCACACACAUUCAUGGGAGUCAUCAGUCUCAUCAUAGAGUUGCUACCACUGCCAUUACCCAUCCAGACCCGAACAUCUCUCUCAGAGGAAGAGUCUUCACAGAUUAUCAAUCUGCGGAAACUCUGGAGUGCCCAUCUGUACUGUCUUUCCUCCAACAUUCAUGAAAUAAUCAUGAGAUUAGGCCUGGCAAGCUUCCCUCCUCUCAUGCACCUUCUCCGUAGAAUGUGCGUUGCUUUGUCUGAUCUAGCAGCCCCCAUGGCCUUGCUGGUUGGAAGAGCAACCCUGGACCUGGUAAUGCAGGCACACAGAGUAGAUCACCGAGCUUCUGGUGAUGACUUUGGCCCAUGUUCUCUCCAGACAGGUCGUGUUCUUAACAUGUUAGCACUCUUGGUAUCUCAUGCUCCCACAAAAGCUGCAGUUUUACAUUUGCUUCAGGGAGGCUCUCCUACACUGUCUGCCACUCCAACAAAGGGUGAUGACAAGUACAUGGGCCUUGUAGCUCUUUGGUGUCGUAUUCUUAAUGUAGCAGCUAGUGGUUCACAUGCCCAUAUACAGGCUCAGGACUGCCUUCUCACGAUCAUUCAGUACUUGUGUGAUCAUGAAAAUGCAAUGCAUGUUGCCCAAGAAUGUACCAUGCAGGAAGGGGAGACACAAGAGCCCAAUACAACCUCAUUGACUCUGAGUGGUCUGCCAAGCAAGGAUACCUUGAUACCAAUAAUUGAUGCUCUGAUUGAUCAUCUCAGAAACCCACAUAGUUCCCAUCAAUCAAUUCAGCAGGUCCUGAGAGCCCUCAUGAGACUCAUGGAGCAUGAUUAUGGCUUUUAUCAUGUUAAAAGUGUAAUGGAGAAGAAAAGAGCCUGUCUUUUAAGUCUCUUCAAGAGACUGAGCUCAUCAUUUAGAAAAGAGUCACAGGAACAUGUGACGACACUUCAGGGAGCACUGGAAUUUUGCCACCUGUUAAUAGCAUGCGAUGAUUCCAUCUCAGUGCCACGGACAUUAACUGUGACUCCCCUGGAAGUAGCAAGUUACCUAGGCUGGAAGGCUGGAGGUUUAGAGAUGCAGUAUUAGGAAACAGUUAAAAAAGAAGAAAAGGAGAAGGAAAAGGAGAAAGAAAAGGAAAAAGAGAAGACAGUCAAAGAGGCAUCUGCAGAAGAACCAGGAAGCAGCCAAAAGGAGGAUGAGUCUAUGGAGAAAGAAAUGGAAGUAGAAGUGAAACAAGAGGAAGCUGAACCAACUGAAGAAAAGGAGGAAGAGCCAAAAAAAGAGGAAUUUAAAAAGGAAGAGAUCAAGAAAGAAGAAAAAAUAAAGAAAGAAGAACACAGGAAAGAGGAAGACACAUUGGAGUUGAUUCAUCCUUUAAAGCUGUUAGAAAAGCAAGUUGUGGCUGAAGGAUGUGAGGAGGAAGCCAUGGAAUCGCUUUAUGAAGAGAUUUCGCAACUGAUAGCAGAUUUAGACCAAGCUCACACCUUUGAAGUUAAAGAACUUGCUGAACCAGCUGGGCCUGAGACAGAGACACUGCAGACUCUAUUUACGUCAAGGAUUGUGUGGACAAUCCCUGUGGCUGAGGAUGAAAUUCCUUCAUUCUGGCUCAUGCCUCCAGGUUACGAGGAUGCUGAGGACUCGGAAAUGAUCCCAACCAACCUGCUCGAAACCUGCAGGCAAUAUGCAGGAGAGUAUGAUCUUUUAGGAGCCCUCCACAAGCUGGUUAAAGGACAGGGAUCCCAGACACUGACUCCACAAAAGUUAUGCAAAGCCCCUCCAAGGUACAAGCCAAGUGCAGCUGCCAUACGUCCGGACAAGAGAGGCAGACCAUUCGUUGCACCCAUGAGAGGACGUUCCUUCACUCGAGGGAUAAACAUGAGAAGUGACCCCUUCCGCUCACGUCCACCCAACACCUCCCGUCCCCCAUCUCUCCAUGUGGACGACUUUGUUGCACUGGAAAGCACUGGACACCAGCCCACAGGACCCACUGGAUAUAAUAAAAUAUCCUUUGGUCGGGGCAAGGUACAUUUCCUCUUGGACUCAAUGCGAGGCCGUGGCAGCCGUGGUCGUGGUGAGAGCAGAGGUGCCAGAUUCUUCCACCGUCCACCAUUUAGGCCUGAUUGCGGUAGGGGUGUUGUACGCGGGAUGAAUCCAAGAGGCCGUGGAAUGUCCUGGGUCUUCCGUGGUGACAGUUCUCCUAGGGGUUAUCGUGGGGUCUCCAUGAAUCCGGGACCAAUGCGGUUUAUAAGGGGCCGUGGACUGUAUAUAAGGGGUAAUGGGGUGAGCAGUGGUCCAAAGGAGAGGUUCCCACCAAAGUUUGUAGAACGUGGAGGAAGAAGGGACAUGAAUGGAGGAAGACACAUCAGGGGUAGCUUUAGGUGAGAGUACUGUAGCUUUAUCUCAUCAUUUUCUCUUUUAUUCUGUAAAUAGUUCAUAGAUGAGGAUGUGUUUAUCUUGAGUAGGAACAUAGAGAAUCAUAUGUAUUGGCUAAAAUAAGUAUCUGUAUUCAAUAAUUGAGUUGUAUAGAGAAAAGUGAAGAGGGAGUUACAGGAUAUAUUAUUUUUGAAAGAAAAAAUAGAUAAUUAAAUUAAAAUUUUCUCAGGUUGAGUGUUUAAUACUCAUACCCUUGCUUAGAAUUUAACUGAGCACUGAAGUCUUCGCAUUUACAGUAUAUGAAUUUGACAGUUCUCUAACUGUCUUUGCUAUAUAAAUUAGUUUUUUUUCCAUAGUGUGUCUCAUGUAAAUUUCAUUUAUUUAUGUGUAUGGUGAUGUAUAUAAAAGUGUGUUUGUAUAUGUACACACACAAUACAUGUGUGUUUAUAUAUAUGCGUGUAUGUAUGUGUGAUUGCAUACACAUGUGGCAAAUACAAAAUAAGUGUCCAGUUUUUUAAAUAAAAUUUCCCAUUGUAGUUUCUUAUUGUAAUAUCUUCUGUUUUUUCUACAGUCACUCAAAAAAAUAUUAUUAUACAAAUAAAAUUGAUUAUUUCCAAA
This is a messenger RNA of Penaeus vannamei (Pacific white shrimp), 7095 nucleotides long. NCBI's taxonomy places the organism in Eukaryota, Metazoa, Arthropoda, Malacostraca, Decapoda, Penaeidae. The record is from RefSeq and is a predicted model, not a curated record.